AUGGCAGUGAAUGUGUAUUCUACUUCAGUGACCAGCGAUAACUUGAGCCGACAUGACAUGCUGGCGUGGAUCAAUGAGUCUCUGCAGCUGACGCUGACCAAGAUUGAACAGCUGUGUUCAGGUGCUGCAUACUGUCAGUUCAUGGACAUGCUCUUCCCAGGUUCUGUAGCUCUCAAGAAAGUGAAGUUUCAAGCAAAAUUGGAACAUGAGUACAUUCAGAACUUCAAGGUUCUACAAGCAGGUUUCAAACGAAUGGGUGUGGACAAAAUAAUUCCUGUGGACAAACUAGUGAAAGGAAAAUUUCAGGACAACUUUGAAUUUGUUCAGUGGUUCAAAAAGUUUUUUGAUGCAAACUAUGACGGGAAGGAGUAUGAUCCUGUUGCUGCUCGACAAGGCCAAGACACAAUAGCACCAAACCUUGUUGCUCCAGUUGUGAACAAACCCAGGAAAUCUCUCAGUUCUGGCAGUGCAGCCCCGCAGAGGCCCAUUGUUGCACAAAGGACUGCAGCAACUUCCAAACCUGGGUCUGGGAUGGUCAGAAAGGGUGGAGAUGAUGAAUCAGCAGGAUUGAUGGACCAGAUCAAUGAAUUGAAACGUACUGUUGAAGAUCUGGAGAAGGAGAGAGAUUUCUACUUUGGCAAAUUGAGGAACAUUGAAUUGAUCUGCCAGGAGAAUGAAGGGGAGAAUGAUCCAGUGUUGCAGAGGAUUGUGGAAAUUCUUUAUGCCACAGAUGUAAGGCUUUGUGAUACCUGACGAAGGAGCACUGCAGGAGGAGCAAGAAGAGUAUUAACAGACCACAUACUGUACCAGCAGAGCAGCAACAUCAGAAUUCUUUGCCCCAGAUCAUGUGCUUAACUGUAAAAUACUCCACUUUAUUCUUAGAGGACUCACUGGUUUCUUUUCAUAAGCAAAAAGUACCUCUUCUUAAAGUGCACUUUGCGGAAGUUUCACUUUUACAGUGGGUUUGAGUUAGGAGCUCUUUCUCACGCUGUAGCAGAGCAGUAUUCACAUCGAGGUGGUAUAUUUAGGGAGCAAGAGGCUGAAUAUUUGGAACUCGUUGCAGAAUGGUUUGCUGGUAAAACACUGGUUUGUGGGAAGACUUUUUGUAUCUAAGGUGGUGUGCAGUAGAGAAAUUAAAAGACUCUGACUCACAGAAAGAUUGAGUUCAUGUGAAAUUGCAGCACAGAAAUUAUAAUAAAUGCCUUAAGAGUAUUUAAAAUAUGCUUCCAUAUGCCAAAUUGAAGUAAUGUGAUGGGAGAUUUUAUGUGCUUCAUAUUGGGGUAGACGUUUGUUUAACUCCAUUCACUGCUGUCCGAGAGGCCUCGUGUGGCAAUCUCACUGUGUCAGCAAGUGCUCAAAAGGGGCUAUUAAAACAAAACUCCAUUCCUAUGUAAAGCUGCUUACUAAGUGAUUAGUUCUCUAUGAAAUGGGCCUUAACGUUGCCUGUCACAAGAUUAGAGGGAGUAUGAACAGCUGAGACACAUAAAUUACCUUGAAGAGUGCUGAAGCCUUUUUCUGUGGCAUUGUGGCUAAUGACUUUGCCAAAAUGUACUGUGUUUUCUGUAAGAGAAACAACACAAAGCAAAGGGCAUCCAGUCUUACUGCCUAAAAUGUCCUUCAGAAGUAAUUUUUCUUCCUGGCUCUUGUUUCUAUUUGUUUAUCUUCAUUUCUUUUGAAAUCCUUUCUGGUCUCUCAUUUUUCCCUUUUCCCAUCCCACAGAAUGCUGAUCACACCCAAUAGUUGUAACAGGACUUGCACUGUGCAACUGACUUUGAGUGAAAGUGAAUUGAGCACAUGAGGAUGAUAUUUUUCUGUCUUUAUUUUUUUUUUUUCCUCCCCCUCCCUUUCAAACCAGGGCAUAUUAACAAUAACACUUGCCAGUUCAGUAGUCUUCUGGGGUAAAAACUAAAAGAUGCUGGCUAACAGAGCUAAUGUUAUUGCAGAAAAUACAGUACUGAGACUAACUUAAAUAUUAAUAUUUAAAGUACUUUCCUUAACUGUCCUUUUUUUUUUUUUUUUUUUUUGCUAUCAUACCCCUCAUUACUGUUGUGUUUGGCAAGAUCCUGCAAGACUUUUGACCCCCCUUCACUACUGAGAUUGAUCAGUCCUGUUGUGCUUGUAUUCAUUUGUUUCUGGUGGUAGCUUGUCCUAAAAUGUGUGUAGGAGAGCAUUUUAUGGUAACUGUGUAGUGCAUGAAUCUUUGUGAAGUUCAGAGAAAAACCCAAAUUCAGUGAAUGCCAAAAAAUGCAAGUAUCUAGCCAUUGUUUAAAACUGCAGUGGUGCUAUUUCUCUUGUGGCCUUUUAGACUUUUGUUGCCCUAAAACUCCAUUUUACUGAGAAACCGUAUUUGACUUGGAUUUUUCUUGACAGGGUUUUUCUAUUUUAAGCAGUUUCUAAAUAAAGUUCUGUACUUCAAGAG
Acanthisitta chloris (rifleman) is the source of this 2419-nucleotide messenger RNA. It is a transcript of the gene MAPRE1, whose product is annotated as microtubule-associated protein, RP/EB family, member 1. The coding region runs from base 1 to 753 and encodes 250 amino acids. Lineage: Eukaryota; Metazoa; Chordata; Aves; Passeriformes; Acanthisittidae. Gene Ontology annotation, biological process: spindle assembly; protein localization to microtubule plus-end; regulation of microtubule polymerization or depolymerization. Gene Ontology annotation, cellular component: microtubule organizing center; cytoplasmic microtubule; microtubule plus-end. The record is from RefSeq and is a predicted model, not a curated record. The transcript is spliced from 6 exons. Gene Ontology annotation, molecular function: microtubule plus-end binding.